Molecule: messenger RNA, 864 nt
Organism: Maudiozyma saulgeensis
Lineage: Eukaryota; Fungi; Ascomycota; Saccharomycetes; Saccharomycetales; Saccharomycetaceae
Source: the annotation of a GenBank genome assembly
AUGUUAGUCCUUGCUGUUGGCGAUGCACAUAUUCCAAGUCGGGCAAUAGAUAUGCCUUCAAAAUUUAAAAAACUAUUAAGCAUACCAGAUAAAAUAUCUCAUGUAGCAUUAUUAGGUAAUAGUACACAAUCACCAGAAUUUUUGAACUUCCUUGAUACAGUUUCUUCAAAUAUUACAAUAGUUCGAGGAGAAUUCGAUAAACCUACAAUUAUUACCAAUAGAUCUGAAGCAAAUGGAGUUUCUGAUAACUACGAGGAGACAAAUAUCCCUCUUGUGGCAGUGAUUAAAGAAGGCGAGUUCAGGAUAGGAUGCUGUAAUGGCUACACAGUCGUACCAAAGAGUGAUCCAUUAUCAUUAUUGGCUUUGGCACGUCAGUUAGAUGUCGAUAUAAUGUUAUGGGGUGGCACACAUAAUGUUGAAGCGUAUACUUUAGAAGAGAAAUUUUUCGUUAACCCUGGUAGUUGUACAGGUGCAUUUAGUUCAGAUUGGCCAAUAAUAAAUGACACAAUUUCAAAUAAUACUUUUGAACCCUCAAAUGCUAAAGAAGUAGUUGGAAAAGAAGGAGGAAAGAGUCAAAAUGAUGAUAUAACGACUAGUGAUGGGUCCAGCAAAGCAGAAGAUACAGGGAACACUGUCGCAGAUUCUAAUGUGAAUAAGCAAGAUACUAAAGAUACAACUGAGGAUGAAGCAUCGAUAAAUGAGGAAGACAUAAGUAUAUCAGAGGUUGAAAUUUCUGGAUCAAAUGUCCCAAGUUUCUGUUUAUUAGAUAUUCAGGGAUCUACUUGUACUUUAUACAUAUACAUGUUCAUAGAUGGUGAAGUCAAGGUCGACAAAGUUACCUACAAGAAACCUAUUGAUGAGUGA